AUGAUGCGCUCAGAGCCACGAUUCGACCCCAAGCGGAAACGUAUCGAUCACAAGAAGACUCAGUUCGCAACCGCAUCCUAUAAAGAAAACGACUAUCCCUUCCGGCUGUCUUUCUACGAUGUUCCCCCUACCCAGGAAAUCAGCCUGGAAGAAUUCGAGACAUGGGCUAUCGACAGGUUGAGGGUACUUGCGGAGAUCGAGGCUUGCUCAUUCAGAAACAAGUCGCCCGAGGAGACCUCCGCCCACCUUGAACCUUUGCUCAAGAAAUACCUCCCGCUCUCGUCCAAUUCAGCAGCUCCGGGAGGUAUUGUGGACCAGAAAUUGAAAAAUCAACGGCGCAAGGACCAUUACUCUCACUACAUUCUUAGACUGGCCUUUUCAAGAACAGAGGACCUCCGCAGACGCUUCGCCAGAGUCGAAACCAUGUUGUUCCGACUUCGUUUCCAGUCAGAUGACACACGUGAACGUCAAGCCUUCGUCGAAAGCUUAAACAUGAACUGGGAGGUAGUGCAAGAGGAAGAGAAGAGAGCGAUGGGAGAGCAACUGCUGUCCGCUACACCUGGUCUUCGACGUCUCGAGGGCGAGAACUGGUUUAAAGUGGAUUGGACCCGUGUGCCGGAAUUGGUCGAGCACCGAACCGUCCUUGUGCGGAAAGGCAAGGCAUAUGUUCCGAUGCGCGAACAGACCAGCAUGGUGCUCACCGAGUUCACGAGCCGUCUGGACAGAGGUCUCGAGCUGACGGCCCGCAACCUGCCGCGACUCGAUGAAGAUGAUCGUCUGUCGCCCAUCCUGGACCACCUUUCCAAAAACUUCGCUACUCCCGAUGCCGGCUUCUCCGACUCGGACUCUUCCCUCGCCGGUGCUGCCAUCACUGCGGCCAACAUCGACAACCUCUCACAGCAUUUCCCCCUCUGUAUGAAGCACUUGCACAACACGCUUCGGAAGAAUAGCCAUUUGAAGCACUUUGGCCGCCUACAGUACACCCUCUUUCUCAAGGGUAUUGGGCUCAAUCUGGAAGACUGCCUCAUCUUUUGGAGGCAGGCAUUCAAACUCAUCACGGACGACCAAUUCAACAAGGAAUACCGCUACAACGUUCGCCACUCAUAUGGCGAUGUCGGCGGCGACGCGAAUCGUCGUGGGCGGGGAUAUGCGCCCUAUUCAUGCCAAAAGAUUCUCACAGAACAUCCGCCCGGCACUGGUGAAGCUCAUGGCUGCCCUUAUAGACAUUUCAGCGUGGACAAUCUCACCGCCAUGCUCCAAGCCACAGGAGUCCACGAUCGAGAAGUUCUGAGAGGUGUCAAGGACGACGUGGAGAAAAAGAGGUUUCACAUCGCGUGUAACCGUGUGUUUGAAUGGGCACAUAAGCAGGAAAUCAAAAAGGUCAAGGACGAAGGUAUAUGGGGACCUGCUGAGCUGGAGACGAUUGUCCACCCGAACACCUACUUCAAGAGGAGUUACCUGCUGAAGAACUUGGGAAACUCAGCCAAGCAGGACGUCAAAAUGGAGGAUUGA
Fonsecaea erecta is the source of this 1512-nucleotide messenger RNA. RefSeq lists its product as hypothetical. Bases 1 to 1512 code for a protein of 503 amino acids. Gene Ontology annotation, cellular component: alpha DNA polymerase:primase complex. NCBI's taxonomy places the organism in Eukaryota, Fungi, Ascomycota, Eurotiomycetes, Chaetothyriales, Herpotrichiellaceae. The record is from RefSeq and is a predicted model, not a curated record. The transcript has 2 exons. Gene Ontology annotation, biological process: DNA replication, synthesis of primer.